Messenger RNA from Musa acuminata subsp. malaccensis (wild Malaysian banana), 3856 nucleotides. RefSeq names its product receptor-like serine/threonine-protein kinase ALE2. The record is from RefSeq and is a predicted model, not a curated record. Gene Ontology annotation, biological process: protein phosphorylation. Gene Ontology annotation, molecular function: ATP binding; protein kinase activity. Lineage: Eukaryota; Viridiplantae; Streptophyta; Magnoliopsida; Zingiberales; Musaceae.
CUUCACAACAUUCCCUAAACUCGUACAUCUUGCACUCCCUGUGACGCUUAGCAUCAGACAUGCCAACAAAGGAUCUGAAACAAGAGUCAGUCCUGGCACCGAGUAUAAUUUUGGAUAGAUCACAUGGCCGUUCCUUCACUAUCACUUUUUCUACCCAUCUCUGAUCCGAUCUCUUCCUUCCCCACAAAGAACCCAACCCUUUUUCAUAUCAUCAAGGCAUUGAGCACUGUCAUUCUGAAAAGCACUCCUACAAGGUUCCUUCGUUGAGCUCCCUCCGCCUUUUUCUUCCUCUCUACCUACUCUGGAUUGGUGCUUUUGGCUAUAAGCUUCUGUUCACCCAACAUGCCACCGCCCAUCUCCCGUUCCAGAUGGGCCAUUCUGUUCCAUUGCCUUGAGGAUUCCUUGGUUCUUCGGAUGCCUCCUCUUUGAUGGGCAGGGCUUUGCUUCAAUAGAAGAAGAGACUGUGGUGGCGUGUGAAGGCCAUUAGAUCUUUAGCUUUGUUCUGUCGGUGAGAAGCAGCAGGAUGGGUUGGCGAUGCGAGCUUUCUCGUCCCUGGAUUAUUUUCGUUGUGGUAUUUGCUUCCGUGAUUUGUCGACUUGAAGGGCUCGGUAUGGCUCCUUCACCAGCUGCAUUUGACUAUCCUUCACAGAAAGGGAUGGCAAGCAGUCCUGCGCAUCUUACAAAUUCAGGGAGUGCAAUUGCACCAACAUCAGAUUCUUUCCCUGAAGUCUCUUCACCUACAUAUGGAGCUGUGCCACCUAGCUUCCAACCGGUAAUUCCAUCUAUGCUGUCGCCCGCUCCAUCUACUCUUGUCGCCACAGGACAUAAAUGGCCAAGAGCUGUAUCUCCAUCCGUAGAAGCUCAACCGAUUGCUCCUAUUUCAUCAGCAGUUUUCGGUUCGCCAGGAUACCCGCAGCCCAGUUCAUCCAACAAACCACCAAUUGUACCAAGAAUAGCUCCAAAAUCUGCAUUGGCUCCACAUUCUACAUAUUUCCAUGGAUCAGUGGCACCACCAACAUCAAUUUCUUCCCCUAUCAGCAGCAGACAAAGACAUGGUGUGCCAGUUGCUUCACCUCCAGCUGAAGGAUAUAGGCAUUUGACCCCAGCAAAUGGGUCACCCUCAGAAGGUUCUUCCCCUAUGUUAAGCCCUGUGCAUCAUCAAGCUAAGCCCUCAAAUUUAGCUCAUGGUCCAUCAACAUCACAUCUUCAACCUCCAGCAAUGAGUACAUCUGAUGGGCCUGCUGUUUCGCCUCUAAAUCCAGUACAACAGUGGAGACCUAGAAAAGGAGUGGGAAACUCGGCCUCUUCACCAACAUCUCCAUUUUGGUCACCAUCACAUCUUCCAGCUCCUAUGGUCACUCCAACUCCUGAAGCCUUCCCUAAGUAUCGCAGACCGCAUCAUGCUUCUCCACCCUCUCAUGAAGAUCCUAUGGUUACUGAAGCUCCUGAGGCCUUCCCUAAGAAUAGCCAACCACAUCAUGCUUAUCGACCCUCUCAUCAAGGCCCCUCUUUUUCUUCAAUCCAAGCCCCAUCUCCUUCACCAUCAUCAUCAGUAUCUUCGGACUCGAAUGCGUGGUUAGGUCAUUCGCCUAUAACGACUCCUUCUAGCUCUCAUCCUAGGGCCUCAAGUGCAGCGCCACCACCGCCUAUCUGGGUGCUGCCACCUCCACCUCCUAACUUGGAUUGUAUGUCAUUGGUGUGUGUAGAGCCUUUAACAAUUCCACCUCCAGGAUCACCAUGUGUCUGUGUAUUGCCAAUUCGAGUUGGACUUCGUCUAAGCACCACACUGUAUACAUUCUUUCCUUUGGUCCCUGAGUUUGCCCAAGAAAUUGCCUUUGGGAUCUAUAUGAAACAAAGUCAAGUGCGCAUUAUGGGAGCAAAUGUUGCCAGUGACCAGCCUGAGAACACAAUCGUACUUAUUGAUCUGGUGCCCGUUGAAGAAAAGUUUGAUACUGCUACUGCAUUUUUAUCAUUUGAGAAGUUCUGGCAUAAGGAUAUUGUCAUAAACACAUCACUUUUUGGUGACUAUACAGUUCUAUAUGUUCUUUAUCCAGGGCUUCCUCCAUCUCCACCUAGAGCACCUGGAGGGAGCAACGUUGGUUCAUUUGGCAAUAAUAGUAAUGCAAUGGCAAUAAAGCCUCUUGGGGUUGAUGUGAGAAAACAAAAGGUGAAGACCAAUCGGAACUUAAUUGCUGUAAUUAUUUUAUCAUCUUUUUCAGCGUUGAUCUUAUGUGUGGGGGCAGCAUGGUUCCUGUGGUUGAAACAAAGAGACCACAGUCAUCUGCCUGCGACAAAUCUGCAUAAAAUGUUGCCACUAUUUGCAAAAUCAUCAGGGACAAGACACAUGAUAUUAGGACAAAGGCUUAGUUCAGAAUCAGCUUCCUUCAACUCUAGCAUCGCAACAUAUAGUGGAUCAGCAAAGACAUUUUCUGUAUCUGAAAUUGAAAGAGCUACAAACAGAUUUGAUGAAGCUAGAAUUAUUGGAGAAGGUGGUUUUGGGAGAGUCUACCAAGGUACGCUUGAAGAUGGAACAAGGGUUGCCGUAAAGAUUCUUAAGAGAGAUGACCAGCAGGGUGGACGGGAAUUCUAUGCAGAGGUCGAGAUGCUUAGCCGUUUGCACCACAGGAACUUAGUCAAGUUGAUUGGUAUAUGCACAGAGGAGCACAUAAGAUGCCUGGUUUAUGAACUAAUUCCAAAUGGGAGUUUGGAAUCACACUUGCAUGGAUUGGACAAGGAAACUUCUCCACUUGACUGGAGUGCUCGCUUGAAGAUUGCACUUGGUGCAGCUCGAGCCCUUGCCUAUUUACAUGAAGAUUCAAGCCCUCGGGUGAUACAUCGAGAUUUCAAGUCCAGCAACAUCUUAUUGGAUCAUGAUUACACUCCCAAAGUGUCUGAUUUUGGCCUAGCUCGAGCUGCUUUGGAUGAGCAGAAUUUGCACAUCUCAACACGAGUCAUGGGAACUUUUGGUUAUGUUGCCCCAGAAUACGCAAUGACAGGCCACCUUCUUGUCAAGAGUGAUGUCUAUAGCUAUGGAGUUGUGCUUCUUGAGCUGCUUACUGGUAGGAAACCGAUCGACAUGCUACAACCCCCUGGUCAGGAAAAUCUGGUCACAUGGGCUCGCCCUCUUCUUAAUAAUAUGGAUAAUGUGGAGAUGAUCACCGAUCCAGCUCUUGGCAUGAAUGUACCAUUUGAAAGUGUGGCAAAAGUUGCAGCCAUUGCGUCAAUGUGUGUUCAGCCAGAAGUCUCUCACCGUCCAUUUAUGGGGGAGGUAGUCCAGGCCUUAAAAUUAGUAUGCAAUGAGUGCGACGAGAACAAAGGAACAGGAAGCUGCAGCCAUGAUGAUUUAUCUACUCGAGACACAGCAGCUAGAUUGAGUAACGUGUCAGGUCUCGAAGCUGAGAGAGUUCUAUUGGGUUCAUGUCUAUCAAGUACAUCUACAAGACUUGAUAUAGAUGAAUCUGGUUCGUUUCAAAGGCACUCAAGCUCAGGUCCUCUGAUUACAACCAGCAGGCAGUUUUGGCAAAGACUGAGAAUGUUAUCGACAGGAAGCAUUAGUGAGCAUGGAGCUGCACUUAAAUAUGAGACCAGUUCAGAUUGCGGGGAACGCUGGUCUUAGGACAUGCUUCAAGUCUCAAGACCAAAUCUGACAAUCUAAAAUUCUAGGGACUGGCAUGUCAGCUCCAAGGUAUGUCCAAGGAUAGUAUGAUUGUGCUGGUAGUGGAGCUGAAACUACUUGAGAAAUAAAAAGUUGUAUAUUGCCAAAAUAUUCAUUGUGAGAUCAUUCAUGUGGCAUUCUUGAUAUGUAUGUUUGUUGGGUCUUCAAUAAAAAGUUUGCCUGCAGAAGUUCUUUUAUCAU